AUGAAUACUGAAGUUCAUCCAGCAGAAAAUAUCCAUGGGAUUGUGCGAUCAAUGGAAGAUGUAGUCGGGUUAACUUUAACCGCAAAUCACAUUACACAAAGGCAUGUGGAAUAUUUACCGUAUCCCGAACAGACUACAGAAGAACGUCGUAUGAGUGAUGUGUGCUCGUUGGAACAAAUCUACUCACAAUGUAACCAAACAUUUGCACGUGAUCAAACAGUUGAAGUUAUUAAACUAGACGCAGAAAGAAUAUACAAUGCUGUUACUGAAUUCCUCUAUCCGUAUUUGUAUAGUAUAACUCUUCGUUAUGGAUCCACAUUUGAAUGGACGAUCAAAAGACGCUAUAGACAAUUUGCUGAACUUCAUAAUGCUCUUCGAGAUUCUAUUAAACUGGAAUUUAAAAAAUCUCGACUUGAUUUAAACAGUUCGCGAACAUCUAUCAAUCGCAAAGAUUAUCCCUGUUUCCCUACCCAGAACGAUCGAAUUGGAUUUAUCAACGAAAGAAAUAUCAACGAGAGAUGUAGUAUGCUACAAAACUAUCUCAACAAAGUUCUUGAAAAUCCAUUCUUUCGUGAACAUAUUGCUAUGAGAAAAUUCCUUCGAGUUAGUCCACUGACAUUUGUUGAAGGCUUAGGAAAAAGUUUUGGAGAAGGAAAUCUAUCGAAACGAUCCAACGAUGAUCAUCGUGGUCGAUCAAUUCUAAUUCGCAUUCCGCUUCUAUGUGACCCAUGUAAAGUUUUCCACGAAGACAAAUGGUUUGUUAUCAAAGAUUCGUAUGUUGUAUAUAUGACACUGAACUCCGGUCUUAUCGGUUUUCCAAUGCUUGCUGAUCAAGAUUUUUCGCUUGAUCGAACUUUUCGAAAAACACGAACGAAACAAGGAAUUCGCAUAAAAAACUCCCAACGUCAAAUGAUUGUCAAAUGUCAAAGCGAAGACGAGCGAAAUCUUUGGUUUGAUGGCCUAAUGAAAAUGAAAGAGAAUUCGAUCUUUACACAAAAUCACCUAUUUGAUUCAUUUGCACCACAACGACAACAACAGUAUGCUCAAUGGUUUAUUAAUGGUCAAUCGUAUAUGGAAGCGUUAGCCAAAGCGAUCUUAUUAGCACGCGAAGAAAUUUUUAUCAGCGAUUGGUGGCUUUCACCUGAAAUCAUGUUAGUUCGUCCAGCUCAAGAUGAUUCCAUGCGAUUGGAUCAUCUUCUUGGCAAGCGAGCCGAAGAAGGUAUUCGUGUCUACGUGUUGAUCUUCAAAGAUAUCGUGAAAGUUGUUGGUUUGAAUAGUUUACAUACGAAGAGAAAAUUAUUAUCCAGAAGUCCAACGAAGAAGAAUAUCAAGGUUAUUCGGCAUCCUGAUCAUCGAAUAUUACCUGGCACUGAAUCGUCAUUUCUCUUUUCUCACCAUGAGAAAACUGUGAUCAUCGAUCAACGAUUAGCUUUUAUUGGUGGUAUUGAUCUUUGUUGGGGACGAUGGGAUACAGAUGACUAUCGAUUGGUUGAUUUGAGUGAUGAGAAUAUCACGGAAUUGAAACUUCCAGAAGAAAUAGCUAAAGAACCUGAAGAAGAAUCACAUAAGGAAGAAGCUGCUAUUGAAACAGCUGAUGAGAUGGCGACAAACUCGAAUGAGCACCAUCUAUUAUCGGAAAUAUUCAGCGACACAGAUGAUACAGAAGAUAGAAAAAAACGUCGACAUGAACAUAGAUGGCAACGAUUCAUUAAAAGAGAAAAAGCGGAAAAUACUGAUGACGAGGAGAAUUCGUCUGAUGAAGAAGUCGAUGGAGUAUCCGAUGAACAGCCAAAACCAAUUGUUGGCGUUACGCCAGUUGCGGAUAGUAAAUGUCGGUUCUUUUUGGGCAAGGAUUAUUCAAACUAUUAUCAAAAAGAUUUUGAGUUCGUCGAAAAAUACGAUGAAGAUUAUAUCGAUCGAAAACUUGCGCCACGCAUGCCAUGGCAUGACGAAGUACUGUCUGUUUCAGGUGAAGCAGCAAGAGAUUGUGCCAGACACUUCAUUCAACGAUGGAAUAUUCAUAAAGCAGAUAAAUUUCGUUUCAAUGAUAAAUAUCCUUAUCUUCUUCCAAAAACCGAUGAUGAUAGUCAACUCGCUGAUCCAUCUAUACUUCAAGCAAUUCUGCCAGAUGAUCGUCUUCCCGUUCGCAUCGACGCUCAAUGUGUUCGUUCAGCUUCGUUUUGGUCAUGUGGAAUUGAGAAAGUCGAACGUUCAAUUCAUACUGCUUAUAUUCACAUGAUUGAAAAUGCUGAACAUUUUAUCUACAUCGAAAACCAAUUUUUUGUCACCAUUGCUGAAGAUGAUACGAUAAAGAAUGACAUCGGUGAAGCACUUUAUCAACGUAUCAUUCGUGCACAUAUUAAUCACGAAAAAUUUCGAAUUUUUAUUCUUUUACCAUUGUUACCUGGCUUUGCUAAUAGUAAUGCUGUUCAAGCUGAGCUUUACUAUAUUAUGAGAUCGAUCAAUAAAGAUGAUCAAUCACUCUAUCAAAGAUUAAAACGAUAUGGUAUUGUGGAACCUGAACAAUAUGUGACGUUUAAUGGAAUGCGAAAUUGGGAUAUAUUGAUGGGUAGUUUAGUAACAGAGAUUAUUUACGUUCAUUCGAAGUUGAUGAUUGUUGAUGAUCGAAUGUGUAUUUGCGGAUCGGCGAAUAUUAACGAUCGCUCGUUUCAAGGAACUCGAGAUUCAGAAAUAUGCUUAGUUGUCAAUGACAUUGAAAUGGUUGAUUCACAUUUGAAUGGACGAUCGGAGAAAGUCGGAGUGUUCUGCUCUACUUGGCGAAAGAAAUUAUUCAGACAGGUGUUAGGUCUAAAAGAUGACGACAAGAUCAACGUCGACGAUCCAUGUUCAGAUGAAUUGUACAACUAUUUUUGUCAAAUAGCAAAGAAGAACACUGAAAUCUAUGAAGAAGUUUUCAAUACUGUACCAACAAAUAAAAUACGGCGAUUCGCCGAUAUUGAAGAAUAUAACAAGCAACCCAAAUUGAAAGAAACAGAUCCUCAUACAGCGCAUGAUAAAUGCAAACAGAUUCAAGGUUUUCUCGUCGAAUUUCCAAUAGAUUUUCUCGCUGACGAUAAUAUUAAACCUAAGUGGAAUACACAAGAAGGCAUUGCCCCAAUGUCCUUAUGGACAUGA
Messenger RNA from Adineta ricciae, 3135 nucleotides. NCBI's taxonomy places the organism in Eukaryota, Metazoa, Rotifera, Eurotatoria, Adinetida, Adinetidae. The record is from the annotation of a GenBank genome assembly.